AUGGUGCGCGUACUAGGUCUGAUGACGGCAGACGGACAGCGGCUCUUCGACGCCAUUCACUCAUCAAGAAAUUUUUUCCUGUUUCGGGAUCACUUCAGGAUGGACGUGGCCGCAUUUGACGCAUUGUUCGAGAUCUGCCAACCGUUCAUCGUCGACACCGUCCGCAACCAACGUGAGGUACUGGCGGUGGCUCUCCACUGGAUUAGAACGGCAUCUACAUGCCGCAUGCAAGAGAAUCCGAGGUAUUCGAGCGAUUUUGCGUGCGAUAAACAGCUCGAUGGAGAUACCUAA
Molecule: messenger RNA, 291 nt
Organism: Phytophthora infestans T30-4
Lineage: Eukaryota; Oomycota; Peronosporomycetes; Peronosporales; Peronosporaceae
Exons: 2
Coding region: 1-291 (96 amino acids)
Source: RefSeq, a predicted model, not a curated record